UAGAGAAUUAUACUUCUUCAGCAUUUUCAGUGCCAUUAUAUUUUAGGUGUACGUGCAGAUCAACAAAACAGCAGAAGAUGAAAACACAAAAAAGCUGGCUAAGGAGUUCUUUAGGAAACUGGAGGAACAUGAUGAGCAGACACUGUCACUUUGGAAACAAUUUAGAGACUUCAGUAUUGAGGAAUACAUCCGAAUUUAUAAGCGUCUAGGGGUGCACUUUGAUGAAUAUUCUGGAGAAUCAUUUUACCGAGAGAAGUCCCAGGAAGUUCUGAAGAUGCUGGAGGAUAAAGGGCUCCUUCAGAAAACAGACAAAGGGACGGGAAUCGUGGAUCUGUCAGAAAAGAAAGACCUCUCAUCGUUUGCCACACUUGUGCGCAGUGAUAGGACAUCUCUUUACAUAACGAGAGAUCUUGCUGCUGCUAUAGACCGGAUGAAUAAGUAUAGCUGGGAUACUAUGAUUUACGUGACAGAUAAAGGUCAAAGGCAUCACUUUCAACAUUUGUUCCAAAUACUGAAGCUUAUGGGUUAUGACUGGGCAGAAAGGUGCCAGCAUGUGUCUUUUGGUCUGGUUCAAGGGAUGAAGACUCGGAGAGGAGAAGUAAUUUUCCUGGAAGAUGUUUUAAAUGAAGUUCGCUCGAGGAUGUUACAAAACAUGGCUUCCGCAAAAACAACCAAAGAGACAGAAGACCCUAUGGAGACAGCAGAAAAAGUUGGUCUGGCAGCACUAAUAAUUCAGGAUUUCCGGGGCCUUCUGUCAUCCGAUUAUCAGUUCAGCUGGGAUCGAGCUCUUCAGAGUCGUGGAGAUACAGGCGUGUUUUUACAAUACACCCAUGCCAGACUCCAUAGUUUAGAACAGAUGCAUGGGAGCGAGCAGCAAACUGACGUUAACGUAGCGUGCUUGCAAGAGCCCGAUGCCAUCGCUGUUCUUCAGCAUCUUCUCAGGUAUGACGAGGUCCUGUAUAGAUCUUCUCAGGAUCUGCAGCCCAAGCACAUCGUCAGCUUCCUCCUCACGCUGAGCCAUCUUGCAGCCGUGGCACAUAAAACUCUUCCUGUGAAAGGCAGCGCCCCUGAUCUAGCCCAGGCAAGGCUCUGUCUCUUUCAAGCCACACGCUUGGUUCUCGCCAGCGGAAUGAAACUUCUUGGCAUUACACCUGUAACUCACAUGUAAUGAAGCUGUGUGCAAUGUGAAGCCACAUCUCUAAGUAAAAAGAUUUUUUUUUCAAGACAAUACAAAUACUCUCCUGUGAGUCAUUGCUA
This is a messenger RNA of Mesitornis unicolor (brown roatelo), 1257 nucleotides long. It is a transcript of the gene RARS2, whose product is annotated as arginyl-tRNA synthetase 2, mitochondrial. Gene Ontology annotation, biological process: arginyl-tRNA aminoacylation; mitochondrial translation. The transcript is spliced from 12 exons. Gene Ontology annotation, molecular function: arginine-tRNA ligase activity; ATP binding. Gene Ontology annotation, cellular component: mitochondrion. The record is from RefSeq and is a predicted model, not a curated record. The annotation marks the transcript as partial. NCBI's taxonomy places the organism in Eukaryota, Metazoa, Chordata, Aves, Mesitornithiformes, Mesitornithidae.